Panicum hallii is the source of this 1773-nucleotide messenger RNA. RefSeq names its product F-box/FBD/LRR-repeat protein At5g56420-like. The record is from RefSeq and is a predicted model, not a curated record. The coding region runs from base 134 to 1378 and encodes 414 amino acids. The transcript has 6 exons. NCBI's taxonomy places the organism in Eukaryota, Viridiplantae, Streptophyta, Magnoliopsida, Poales, Poaceae.
UUCUCCCCUCCCCUCUUCUGCCCGUGCACGCGGCGACCCCUUCCCGCUCGUCCUCGCCAGCGCCGGCGAGGCGAGCAGCAGGAACACCGGCGAGGCGAUAGCGCAGCCGGACGCCCGCCACGGGCUCGACGGAAUGUCUGAGGGGAGCGGGGCCGCGAGGAGCAAGAGGCAGGCUGCGGCCGGCGGUUCCGACCGCCUGGGCGCGCUCCCGGACGGGCUCCUGCAGGACAUCCUGUCCUUCCUGCCUUCGCCGGCCGUCGUGCGAACGUGCGUCCUCGCCCACGGUGUUCCUGCGCUCCGCAUCACCCGCGACGUCGCCAGGCGGUACUGGGGCCCGACCGCCCUGAAUGGGUUCGUCAACCACUUGCUGUUCCUCCGCGAACGGUCACCUCUCCGAGUGGCCGAGUUCAACACCAAAGAUGGGGGUGAUUUUGAUGAGGCUGUGCGGUACCUGGAGCUUUGGGUGCGGUACAGCCUGUCCUGCCAGGUCGCCAAACUCCGCGUUGCCUGCGAUGACGAGCUAGAACGUUGGCUGCUUCCCAAGGGGCUUAUAACCUUCGAGCACUUGACAACGCUUGAGCUUAUCCUGGUCAUGUCGGAGCACGAUGUGGAUUUCUCGAGCUGUGUGUCACUGCAGGAUCUUAAGAUGGAAUGUUCUAGCAUUUGCUGCAACAGGAUCGCAUCCCCAUCACUAAAGCGUCUCAGAAUCUCAGAAUGCCGCUUCCUUGGGGAUGUCCGUACCCAAAUAUCUGCCCCAAAUCUCAUUUCCCUUCUGUUAGAUUCCUGCACGCAAAGGACUCCAUUGCUUGAGAGCAUGCCGGUGCUAGAGGAGGCAGUUGUCAGUCUUCAAAAUUGUUCUGAUUUUUGUCGAAAUGGUUAUGAGGUUGGUGAUUGUGGUGAUGAGUCAUGUUGGGGAUGCCAAGAUAGCAACUAUGGAAAGAAUACCUGCGUGCUUCUUCAAGGUUUGUCAAGCUGCACGAAUCUGGAGUUAAUAUCUGCAACAGCACCAACAAAACCAACAUCAUCGUUUAUUUUCAGGAAGGAUUUGACACAAUGCCCUGUAUUUAGCAAGUUAAAAACUUUGUUACUCGAUGACUGGUGCAUUACUACCAACCAUGGCGCGUUAAUCUGCUUUCUCCAGCACUCACCAGUUCUAGAGAAGCUGAUUCUUCAUUUUUCUAAGACACAUGGGAAUUUGGUGGAAAUGGGAGCAAGUUAUGAUCUGAGGAAGCAGCCCCUUGCAUUGAAGGACCUUAGUGAAGUUCAAUUUGAUGAAGGUGAUGAGCGGGUUCUCAAAGUCUUAGAUGUCUUGUGUUCCUAUGGUUUACCUCCUGAGAAAAUCAAGAUCCAAUAUCCUCUAGAGCUGAUUGGGAUCUGAUUCAUGACACUUGGACUUCUGGAAGUUUGAGUUCUGAGCAGAAGAUUUAGUUACGCUGUGGAUGGAGCUUUGGUCUCUUGACAAUUCAGGAUGCAUAUUGAUUGAGAAAUGUCAGCCAUGAGGAUAACUGAUGUAAUGUGUAUACUGGGAAUUUCGGAUCUUAUGUCAUCAACACAGUUAUCACGCCUGGUUUAGCAGCACGCUGCAGCUCUCUCACACAUUGUCUUCAUGUGCUUAUUCGCCGGAUGACUCGCUGAAUCCAUUUUGUUUCCCCUUAGCACUGUAGCCUCUAUCGCAUGUUCUCAUCAUGAGCAGAUCUGCAGGAUGACUAGCUUGCUGAAGCCAUUUGGCUUCACUUGCAAUGGUGUUUCUGGAACGUAGCCUAACUUCUCUAA